AUGGCCACCGAAGACCCCUCGACCGUCUCGCAAGAGAGCCAUGAUACGACCAAGAUGCCAGACUACCUCUCGAGCCCGAACGCUAUCUUCGGAGACCAAGGCGUGAAGUGGCGUUAUGGACGAGCUCCAGACUACACCAAAACACGAAAGGUGUGGGCCGAAGGCAAGACAAUGAAUCAUGCUCCCGGGAGUCUAGAGGAGAUGGUCGAGAACCUCGUCAAGAACUGGGAAGUCGAAGCGUCCUUCAAGCCACGCCUGUCAGAUUGGCGAACAAUUGAUCAUGAGAGAUACUCCUUCGCAAUGGGGGGUGGGCCACCACAGGAUGCCGAACAUAUGAUUAGAGUCGGCACGUACAACGGCAUCAUUGCGCCGAAUGAGUAUUACAGCCCCGAGAACUCCGACUUUGCAUCGAGUCACAAGACGUUCAAGCGCAUGAUGCCGACGUUCGCUUGGGAGGUCUUGGAAGUAUACAGUGGUCCGCCUCGAGUGUCUUUCAGAUGGCGCCACUGGGGAGUGAUGAAGAACGACUACGUAGGCUUCAACAACAAGGGCGAAAAGGUCACGGCCAAAGCACAUGGCGGCCUCAUCGACAUCGAAGGCGUCACUGUCGCAGGCGUGGAUGACAAGGUUCGACUGCGCGACGUACAGACGUGGAUGGAUCCAUUGGAGAUGUUUCGACAGAUUGCGCCUCACGGUAUUGUCAACAAGGCCACGAUGAAUCACAAAGUCGACAAGGAA
This is a messenger RNA of Sphaerulina musiva SO2202, 738 nucleotides long. RefSeq lists its product as uncharacterized. The record is from RefSeq and is a predicted model, not a curated record. The transcript has 6 exons. Lineage: Eukaryota; Fungi; Ascomycota; Dothideomycetes; Mycosphaerellales; Mycosphaerellaceae. The annotation marks the transcript as partial.